UCUCUGGUGAGGGAGGAUUCACACAUUCACACCAGAUUCAGUGUUUUCAGCAGCACUUGAAGAAAAUGUUCCUUUUGCUCUGUUUGUGCUGGUGGCAUCUGAUUGGUUUGUUUGGGGUUACAUCAGACAAAAUACCGACCAUAUCAGUGAUGGAGGGAGAUUCGGUCCUUCUACAAACCAGCGUUACUGAAAUAAAGGACAGCGAAGACUUUAUGUGGAGUUAUGGAACGGAACAAUCUCUCAUAGCUAAAAUCAAAAGACGAAAAUCAAAAAAACAAGUCUACACAUAUGAUGGUCCUGAUGAAAUAUUCAGAGACAAACUAAAGCUGGACAAACAAAUUGGAUCUCUGACAAUCACAAAUAUCACAACUGUACAUGCUGGACUCUAUGAAGUAAAGAUUAGUGGAGCUAAACUGUCAUCAAAAACAUUCAAUUUGUUUGUCUAUGCUCGUCUGCCUGUUCCUGUCAUCAACAGUUACUCUUCAAACUGUUCAUCAUCAUCGUGUUCAUCAUCAUCAUCAUCUUCAUCCUCAUCAUCACAGCAGAAUUGUUCAUUGUUGUGUUCAGUGGUGAAUGUGAGUGAUGUGAGUCUCUCCUGGUACAAAGGAAACAGUUUAUUGUCCAGCAUCAGUGUGUCUGAUCUCAGCAUCAGUCUCUCUCUACCUCUGGAGGUGGAAUAUCAGGAUAACAACACCUACAGCUGUGUGAUCAACAAUCCCAUCAGCAACCAGACUCAAUAUUUCAACAUCACUGAACUCUGUCACACAUGUGCAGAACCACAGAAAUCUUUAUACAACAUAGUGCUGAUUUCUGCUGCUGGAUCUCUGUUGAUUGUAGCUGCACUCGUGAUAUGCUGCAUCUGCAGGCGACCCAGAGAAACAGUUCAGAAGCAGAGGUCGGACACAACAAAUUCAGCACCUUGUAAAUCGAAAACACAAAAAACGGAUAAAAACACCUACAGUUGUGUGAUCAACAGUCCCAUCAGCAACCAGACCAGACAUCUGGACAUUAGUGAACUCUGUCACACAUGUGCAGACUCUGUAUCUCUGAUAGUGCUGAUUUAUGGAGUUGCUGUUGGAUCUCUGUUGAUUUUAGCUGUAAUUGUGAUCUUCCGGAUCUAUAAGAUACAGAAAAAGCAUACCAUAAGGUUUCUGCUAGAAGAGGUGUUAGUGAUCCAGCAGGGGGAGCUCAUCAUCUGCUCUGUGAUAUUUUUGCAGAAAGUUAAAGAAGAGGAUCUUGAGGAGGACGCUCAUGUGCUGUUCACACCUAUCAGCACUAGAAGAUGA
Molecule: messenger RNA, 1286 nt
Organism: Labeo rohita (rohu)
Lineage: Eukaryota; Metazoa; Chordata; Actinopteri; Cypriniformes; Cyprinidae
Product: SLAM family member 9-like
Exons: 8
Coding region: 66-1286 (406 amino acids)
Source: RefSeq, a predicted model, not a curated record